Hermetia illucens (black soldier fly) is the source of this 1504-nucleotide messenger RNA. Its product is annotated as CXXC-type zinc finger protein 1-like. Gene Ontology annotation, molecular function: DNA binding; zinc ion binding. Lineage: Eukaryota; Metazoa; Arthropoda; Insecta; Diptera; Stratiomyidae. The coding region runs from base 51 to 1490 and encodes 479 amino acids. Gene Ontology annotation, cellular component: Set1C/COMPASS complex. Gene Ontology annotation, biological process: positive regulation of DNA-templated transcription. The record is from RefSeq and is a predicted model, not a curated record. The transcript is spliced from 4 exons.
UUUCUGACAUUGUUUUUACACCAGCAGCUGACGCAGUCUGGCUCGACGCAAUGUCCGACAAGAAAAAGUAUAAAAAAUCGAAGGAGGAGAUUGCCCGGGAGUUUGACUUGCCUGAGAGAAAGAGCAAAAUCGCGUCUAUCUUGAAGCAGGAUGGGCAGGCGUAUUGUAUUUGUCGUUCGUCCGAUUGUUCGCGAUUCAUGAUUGGCUGUGAUGGCUGCGAAGAGUGGUAUCAUGGGGAUUGCAUUAAUAUUUCGGAGAAAGAAGCAAAACACAUCAAACACUACUACUGUCAAAAGUGCAAGGAGGAGGACCCGUCGCUUCAGACAAUAUUCCGAGCGAUUCCAGCCGCCACAACAGCAGCUCCUCAAAGCAGCGAGCAGGCCAAAAAAAAGAAAGAGAAGGCUCCGAGCAGUUCAACAAAUCGUUGCGGAAAUUGCGAAGGCUGCAACGCACCCAACUGCGGGACGUGCGAAGGAUGCCUCACGCGAAAAAUAACUAAGAAAGUUCGCUGCGAACAAAGAAUCUGCGUGAAUCUGAAACCCAAACAAAAAGCUACAAGUAAAGCGAGGAAACGCAAGCGUUCAGCUAGUCCAGAACAAUUUAUUAAUCCUGAAUUGGAAGGAGAUCGCCAGUGCUACGGGCCAGGGUGCAGGAUGACCGCCCGUCCCCAGUCUAAAUACUGCUCCGACACCUGUGGAAUGAAACUGGCCACAAAUCGAAUCUUCCAGGUGCUUCCACAGCGAAUCCAGGAGUGGAAUUUAUCGAGAUGCGUUGCGGAAGAAAAUAAUAAGAAACAAUUGGACAUAAUUCGUAGCAAGCAAGCGGUCGUUAGAGCGACGCUUGCUGAGCUGGAUAAGCGCCACGCUGAACUGGAUUUGUUGGUGGAACGUGCGAAACGGUGCACCUUGGAUCCGAAAGCCACGGACUCAACAGACGUUGAGGAUGAAAUGUCCAUGUACUGUAUUACGUGCGGUCAUGAGAUUCACUCACGCACGGCGAUUCGACACAUGGAGAAGUGCUUCAACAAAUACGAGAGCCAAGCGAGCUUUGGAAGCAUCUUCAAGACGCGCAUUGAAGGAAACUCGAUGUUUUGUGACUUUUAUAAUCCAGCCAGUGGUACAUAUUGCAAGCGCCUCCGAGUUCUUUGUCCAGAGCAUUGUAAAGACCCUAAAAUCAGCGAUACUGACGUGUGCGGUUGCCCACUGGUUACAAAUGUGUUCCAUUUGACUGGAGAAUUUUGCAGGGCGCCGAAAAAGAGCUGCUUCAAGCAUUACGUCUGGGAGAAAAUUCGACGAGCCGAGAUAGAUCUGGAGCGCGUUCGUCAAUGGUUGAAGAUGGAUGAAUUGCUCGAGCAAGAACGACACCUACGUACUAGCAUGGCCUCCCGCGCCGGAGUAUUAGGUUUAAUGCUUCAUUCCACUUACAAUCAUGUGGUCAUGGAGGAAUUAUGUAGACAAAAUCAAAUUAGAAACGAAAUAAAUAAAAGCUAAUUGUUUAUAAAAUA